AUGCCUGGAGACCAGCGAGUGGAACAGGACGUGGAGUCGUAUGGCUCAAUACGGUCCACCACCAGAUGGAUGCCAAAGAGGAAUGCAGUUCCUUGGCUCCGAUAUGUUUGCGCCAGCCUUGCCGUCAUUAUUCACGUCUGCUUCAUUGCGUUGAUCGCAUGGGUGAGCUGCUCUUUCGCGCAUUGGGAUACGUUAGACGAACCUUGGUCGGAGCCGAUCCAACUUCGUAUUGUGGCGAAUCGGCAUUCUGGCCUGGCAGAAUGCUGGAGUCCUGGGCCGCUCCUGAAUCAGGGCAGGUUCCUUGCAAUAGGGACCGACCCUGGGUAUUGCGAGAUGAGGGCAUCCAGCAUUUCCAGCAAUCGCUUCAGAAGCUUCAUAGCAUUGACGUUGGGCCCACUGGUUGUGAUCCAGACCGUGCUACAUUGGUUUCAAGGAACGCAUUUUCCGUUGACAGCCGCACGGAGCUUCUUCAUUGUCAGCACUGGACGCGAAAUGGAGUGGAAGUUGCCCACGGUUGAUGUGGUCUCGCUGCUGACCAUGAUGGCAAUGGCAGUUUUUUUCUUCUACUGCGGCAUGUGGUGUUGUGUCCUCCUGUACAUGAAGGUGCACGAUGACGGGCUUCGUCAUGCGUCAACUUUCGUGCAGUUGCUUUUGUGUCUUCUAGGCAUGCUCUCCAAGCUCAAAUCUUCUUUGAUAUUUGUCGUCAUGUAUUUGAUCCAUUGUUGCAUCAUCUCUUACGUUGAUCCGCUCGUCGUUGCAUUUAUCCCAGUGGUAUUGCUAUUUGUCGUGGUGCUCACCCCCACCAUCCGUGGAACAGGCAUUGGCGAGACCAACGGGUUGUUCGCAACAAUGAAACAGGUGCUGCUUGACCUUGCUUCGGCCGUGUUUGAGUAUGCAUGA
Symbiodinium pilosum is the source of this 900-nucleotide messenger RNA. Lineage: Eukaryota; Dinophyceae; Suessiales; Symbiodiniaceae. The record is from the annotation of a GenBank genome assembly.